GGUACUUCCGCGACGUCACUAAUGACACGUAUUCAAAAUGGCGGCCGCGGCUAUGGAGACAUGGUGGGCCUUGCUGCUGUUGUCCUUAUUGCCUGUGGUCUGGCCCUUCUAUGUUCCUGGCGUCGCUCCCCGGGACUUCCAUGAGGGUGAUACAGUAGACAUUAAGGCAGUGAAGCUGACCAGCUCCCGUACCCAGCUUCCUUAUGAAUACUACUCCCUGCCUUUCUGUAAGCCCGAAUCUGUUUUCUACAAGGGAGAGAACCUGGGUGAGGUGUUACGUGGCGACCGCAUUGUGAAUACCCGCUACAAUGUUGAGAUGAACAAGGACAAGAAAUGCGAGACAGUGUGUGACAAGAAAAAGCUCAGUGUAGAAGAAAGCAAGCUGGUUGCUGAGCGAGUCCAGGAGGAGUAUUACGUUCACCUUAUUGCAGACAACCUGCCAGUUGCCACCAGGUUAGAGUUUUACCCCAACAGAGAGGCAGGAGGGGAGGAGGAGCAGAAGAAGGACGUGGUGAAAGAUAUCCAGUUUGAACAUGGCUACAGACUGGGCUUUGUCGACAGCAACAAGUUUUAUCUGCACAACCAUCUGUCCUUCAUCCUGUACUUCCACAGGGAGAAGCUGGAGGAGGGGGACGUUCACAACUACAGGGUGGUGCGAUUUGAGGUCAUACCCCAGAGUGUUAAAGUAGAUGAUCUAAAGGCUGGGGAAAAAGGGACUUGCACGCUGCCUGAGGCUAGUGGCUCUGCCCCCCAGGAGAUUGAUCCGACCAAGGAGAACGAGGUCCUCUUUACCUACUCUGUCCGCUGGGAGGAGAGUGAGGUGAAGUGGGCGUCUCGAUGGGACACGUAUCUGACCAUGAGCGAUGUCCAGAUUCACUGGUUCUCCAUUGUCAACUCCGUGGUGGUCGUCUUCUUCCUGUCUGGUAUUCUGAGUAUGAUCAUUAUCAGGACCUUGAGAAAGGACAUUGCUAACUACAACAGAGAAGAUGACAUAGAGGACACCAUGGAGGAGUCAGGGUGGAAGAAUGUCCACGGUGACGUCUUCAGGCCGCCUCAGUAUCCCAUGAUCCUCAGCUCUCUGCUGGGCUCAGGGAUCCAGCUCUUUUGCAUGAUCCUCAUUGUCAUCUUUGUUGCCAUGUUGGGCAUGUUGUCUCCAUCCAGUAGAGGAGCUUUGAUGACCACAGCUUGCUUCCUCUUCAUGUUCAUGGGUGUGUUUGGUGGCUACUUUGCUGGCAGACUGUACCGCACACUGAAGGGCCAUCGGUGGAGGAAGGGAGCAUUUUGUACAGCAACUUUGUACCCUGCUGUGGUUUUUGGAAUCUGCUUCAUUCUCAACUGUUUCAUCUGGGGAGAACAUUCCUCUGGGGCGGUCCCCUUCACCACAAUGCUGGCCCUGCUGUGUAUGUGGUUCGGUAUCUCCAUGCCCUUGGUCUACCUGGGCUACUACUUUGGCUUCCGCAAACAGCCGUAUGAUAACCCAGUACGCACCAACCAGAUCCCUCGGCAGGUCCCAGAGCAGCGUUGGUACAUGAACAAGUUUGUAGGAAUCUUGAUGGCUGGAAUCCUGCCAUUCGGUGCUAUGUUCAUCGAGCUCUUCUUCAUUUUCAGCGCAAUCUGGGAGAAUCAGUUCUAUUACCUCUUUGGCUUCCUGUUUCUGGUCUUCAUCAUCUUGGUGGUCUCCUGCUCUCAGAUCAGCAUUGUAAUGGUUUAUUUCCAACUCUGUGCAGAGGACUACCGAUGGUGGUGGAGGACUUUCCUGGUGUCAGGAGGCUCAGCGUUCUACGUCCUCAUUUACGCAGUCUUCUACUUCAUCAACAAGCUGGACAUUGUGGAGUUCAUCCCCUCUCUCCUGUACUUCGGCUACACAGCGCUGAUGGUCCUGUCCUUCUGGCUGCUAACGGGCACGAUCGGCUUCUACGCAGCCUACAUGUUCAUCAGGAAAAUCUACGCUGCGGUCAAGAUCGACUGAGUCGUCACUGACGCUGCUGUUCUUGUUGGGUUUUUUUGUUUGUUUGUUUUUGUCACAUUCUGUUUUUUUAAUGUAUAUAUUUUUUAUUCUUUAUGUCCAACAAGCACUGACUUGUGUGUCGAGGGAAUGGAGAGGGGGUGUUUUUUCGGCGCAACAGCCCCACCCACUGGCCUCAUGGGGGAAGAACAGCAAGGUGGCAGAGCUAAACCAGUUGUUUCUCUCUCUCCCCCUCUCUCCCCCCUCCGCUUCUAUCCCGCCCCCCACCACCCCCUCCUUAUUCCAGGACAGAGACCCAGAGGGAAUUCUCCUCUGAUGGGACAGUUAAUGUCCUCUGCUGUUUCACCUUGCACACAACACAGUGGGCCAAAGCUUGUCAAAUGAUGGUUUCUGCACACUGUCUUUUCAUUUGUGUUAGUCUAACUUAUGCAGGUUUUUAUUUUUGUCGUCACAGGAUGUUUCUCUGACCUAAUUUCUUUCAGUCAUCUUCUGGGAAGCUACUUUCAUCUGAUUUCCAUACAUAAAUUCUGUCUUUCCAUUGUCUCCGUUUCCAAAUGUCACUUUGGUAUCAUUUGGGAGACUUUGGAGAUCAGGGAAGGAUUGGGGAGUCUUAACUGUGGUUAUGGUGUUAGCUUUGUUGUGUCCAACUGAUAUGGAUGGAAAUUAUGCUGGGAAGUUCUACAAUGUAACAGAAGAAAGGAUAAAUUAAAUGUUCUAUUAUUUUUUACUUCAGUUUCCAUGUCCUGGUGUGACCAUGUUAACCACAACUAUAAUCAAAAUAUUAGCUUCUCCUUCCAAAACAAUGGGUCUCUUAUUAAUGUCAAACAUAUUGGUCCAUUUGCUCUAAAUGAUACAGAACAGCUCUGAAUGGGACUAUGAACCCGAUGCCCUAAAGCAGCGGACUGUUGGGUGGAGCUGCUGAAGUUGGAGAAAAGGAAAAGCUACGGGCAACGCAGAAAUGACAAGGAGGAGCAACCUUUUGUAUUUGGAAGACUAAAAUACAAAUGUGUGUUUGUUGCUUUCCAGUAGAAACUUACAAAAAAAAGUACAGGUUUUUCUGCUCAUUAACCACGCCGUCAGUGUAGCCUUAGCAGUGCCGGACGCCUGCUGAACUAUGCAGUAAUGGAAGGAAAGAGCAAAAAUGCUCAAGGACCAUUUUUGUUGAGAAAUAACGCCUCAUUUCUUUGAGUCUGAAUCUAAUGUAUGAUACAUUUUUUGUGUAUAAUAUGAAAAAUCUUUUGAAAGCCAGCGAGAUCGCCUCUGUGUGCUUCUGUCAGCAGUGGCAGAGCAGUGAAAUGUAAUCCACAGUGAUGUUAUUAGAGCUGUACAGUCGAUGUUCUUGUGUAGACUGAUGCCCAUAUUCAUGUUUUUUCCUUUUCCAAAGCUGCAAAUCUGUGGUUGUGUUUCAUGAGAUUUUUCCACUAUAAUCUUUAAGUUGCUUUUCGAACAUGGGUGGAACCUGAUUAAAACUUUUGCUUGACAAGCAACUCAAGCUAAGGGCUUCCCACAGACAAAUAAUGUAUUUUACUGUAGCUAAAUUACACAAUAUAUAUAUCAAUCAAAUGACACCAUAGUCAUGACAUUAAAGGAAUAGUUUGAUAGUGUGUGAAAUACACUUAGUUAGCUUGAAGCUGCAGUAGGUAACUUAUAAAAAUAACUUUUUGUCAUAUUUACUGAUACUUUCACUAUAUCCUGACUGUAGUACAUGAGACAUCAUCUGUGAAAAAUAGAAAGACACUUUGGGUUGGUGGCUUAAAGAUAGUUGAUUGUUGUUGAGUCUCAUUCUCAGUGUCUAUUUGAAUGCCUGGGAAUGAGACAAUUAACUAUCUUUGUCUGGCGCUGAUUGGUUAUUUUCGUUCAGGCCCGGUGGAUUCUUAAAUUGCCAUUAGGAGCACCUGAUUUUUUUCACAGAUUCUGUCUCAUAUACUACUGUUAAGAUACAGUGAAAGUUUCAGCAAAUAUAACAAAAGGUUAUAUUUAUAAAAACUAAAUACUGCAGCUUUAAUACAGAGACAGAAAAUGGCUAGCCUCGAGCUCUCCAAAGGUAACAACAUUUUUCCACUGUUUAGCUCAGUUAACCAGCGGCUGGAGAUAGCUUCAUAUUUAGCAUACACUUUAGUCUACAAGGAAGCAAUUUAGUGUACUAACCAAAAUGACAAACUAUUCCUUUAAAGACAACAUGAGCAGAUCGAUAUCAUUCUAACCCUGUUAUGUAUCUCCAGCACAGAACUGUUAUCAUUCUCUGCUGUCCUGUGACAGAAAGCACUGACAAACACUGACGCAUGAUUACAACAUAGUCAGUGGUGAAUGUUAGGAGAAUAUUCUCAAGGAGACUGAACUCCAACAAGCAGCACAGACCUGAAAAUCUGCUCCUGAAUAAAUCUUUAAAAAUGAGACCCAUACAGCAUGCAGGGCACUCCCGAGCCCUUCAGGUAAAUAUUGGAGUUGUGUUAAUCAGGGUCUUGGUUACCAUCAGACUAAUUUUAGAAGUUCUUCACAUGAUUAGUUUGUAGUGGUUGGCCGAUUUUUCAGUGUGGGGCCAUGCAGAGGAGGGACAGGUGCCUAUAAUAGAUCAACCCUGAUUCUGGUAAACCAGAUGAAUGAGUGAGUGAAUCAUCCCCCUGCACCCUUUCCUUCCUACAUUGUAAUCAAGCCAAGCAAACACUUGUUAAGCUAUAAAUGAGCUAGUUGAAGAGAGCCAGCCAGAUUACUGAAGUGAACCCUGCCACUUGCUAUGGGACGUGACUGCUCAUCCCGGAGGUUGCCUCCAUUCAAAUGAGUGUACUCUUGUAUUGACCAUCACUAUUUCACUUAUUUCCACUCAGAUACCAUCUCUCUACUCUCCCCUCUGUAUCAUGUCAAAGAGUUCCUGAGCUCCGACACUUGGCUGCUGUCUUAUAUAAAGACAGACAGAUGCUCCUCUCCUGCUGUCGGAGAUUUUUUACAGAUAGACUUUUAAGAGGCCCGAGUCAUGCAAGUGUAUGUAUGAUCCAGGGGUUUACAAUGUACAUAAAAGAGAACUGCUUUGUAUUUGUUGCGUUUUGCUGUUUGUGGCGCUCUCUGUAAUGAUCCUCUCAUCGUUUUAGCCAAAAGCAUGAUGCUCAUGAUGACUGUCAAAGGAACUUGUUUCUGUUACUUUUCUCUUUGUUUCUUUUCCAGAAUGUCCAGUUACAAAAUGUACAAAAGCAAAACAAUAAAGUGAUGACAAGUUGAAUAUGAAAA
This is a messenger RNA of Dicentrarchus labrax (European seabass), 5188 nucleotides long. It is a transcript of the gene tm9sf4, whose product is annotated as transmembrane 9 superfamily protein member 4. The transcript has 18 exons. Gene Ontology annotation, biological process: protein localization to membrane. NCBI's taxonomy places the organism in Eukaryota, Metazoa, Chordata, Actinopteri, Moronidae. Gene Ontology annotation, cellular component: membrane. The record is from RefSeq and is a predicted model, not a curated record. The coding region runs from base 38 to 1969 and encodes 643 amino acids.